AAAGUCGUCUGCCGCGCUCGUUUCUUCCGGUUUGUGUGGAACGACAGGCGUAAAAAAUUUACAAGCGGAACACCAAUAUAAAAUACAUACAGAUUAGCAUAAUAUCCACGCAUAACGAAAUUAGCUAAUGUCGCUGCCGGUUCCGGUUUCCGCACCGCAUCGACGCAUCCACAAGAUAUUUCGCGUUUAAAAUACUUAAAUGCUGUGCGUAGAAAGCUGAAAAUGUUCUGAAACAGUGCAAGACGUCUCUAGCUUAUGCAACUAAUCGAAUGGGCCAGUUCUAACUUCUUCAUCGUCACACACUAUCAGCUACCUGAACCCCUAUCUCUGUGACGCUGCUCGCGCUUCUUUGCGGAUUUCUUUAAAACAAAAACACUGCACAGCUACUUCCAAACUUUUGCCUCUUCAAAAACAGUCAAUACCAAACACAAAGACACCAAGCAACCAACUACUAACCAACACACUCACACUCCAAAGUUUCCAACGGCAAUCUCUGCAGUAGCCGCAGCCACAUCCACCGGAGCAGUUACAACAUUGGCAAAUAUUUCCUGAACUGGCACUUUUAAAUUGAGCCCAGUUGCGAUUGUGCUCUAAGCUAAGCAAGGCCGUAAGUGCAUUCCGAAACACAAAAGACACGCCCAUAGGAAAGUCCAAAGAUGGCGGCUUUUAUAGCAAAACAAAUGGUUGGAAACCAAUUAAGUGCCGUUAAAGGCGCUGUAGGAGGUGAUGGCGGCGAUGAUGGUGAUGACAAGGAAAAGGCAGAGGAGGAGGAGAGAGAGCGCCAGGAAGCCAUACGCGAGGCUGAGGAGCGACGCAAAGAAAAGCACCGGAAAAUGGAGGAGGAGCGCGAAAAAAUGCGACAGGACAUACGCGAUAAGUACAACAUCAAGAAGAAGGAGGAAAUUGUUGAGGCUGCGCCGCAAGAGGAGCCCAAUCCUUUGAUGCGAAAAAAGAAGACACCCGAAGAGUUGGCUGCCGAGGCGGAGCAGGAAGAGCUCGACGAUUUUACAAAACUGAAAAAUCAAAUAGAAACGCAAGUAAAUGAGCUAAAAACUCAAAUAGAGGGAAAAUGUGUCAUGCAGUGAUAUGUCAGAUAUGUCAUCAUAUGAUAAAUAAAUAUAUAUAUAUAAUAUAUUUAUUUCAAAUGAAAUGAAUUCAAACUGUUCAUUUGAAUUCGUUGAAACGAAACCAGUUAAGUUCAAUCAAUCGCAGCAUAUAAAUGAAAAAAUCAUAAUAAAGUUAAAAUACUACUCGUAUUAAUGAAUCGGCAGCAAUAAAUUGAGCAAAUAAAGUAAACCCCCAAUUCGAAAACUACGGAUGUGAAAGGCACAUUAAGCAUUAUAAGAUGAUAUUAAUAAUAAUAUAAAAUAAAAUGUUGAGAAUAACGGAAAGCAAGCGGUGAAAUCCUAUUGAAUUUUAAAAGUAGCUAAAACCUAAACCGAUCAAUUUAUAAACGAAUUAAACAAAUUGGAGAACAUAUGUACGAGUAUAGUAAACGCCUUUAAGAAUAUUCAAAUCACAUUUGCUUUGAUGAUAAUGUAAUAUACUCAAACGAAUUAUAUAAAAACUAACCGUUAUUUAGUUGAUUCAUAACAAAAUCAAUCGAGAACACUCGAAUCAAAUGAACUCAUACAAAAGGUGCGACAGAGGAGGGUUGCUGAAUCAAGUCGAGCCGUCGAAAUACGUUGCUGAAAACACUUUGGACUUUAAUGAAAAACAAUGUUGUUAUAAUUUAUAAAUAUAUUUAAAAAAAAAAAACAAUGAAAAAAACAAAACAAAUAAAUUGACUGCAGAAUCGUUGAAAUUACAACUGGUAUUCAAAUACCACUUUAAAUGCUUAACAAAAAUUCAUGACAGUUUGUUUCUGAACUCUAAGAACUCUUUUUAACAGCUGUUACAUUUUGUUUUCUUCCUAUACAAAAACAUACACAAUACCACAAUUGAGACAUACUCUAAGCUUUUUGAGAAACUUACUGAUUGAUGCUUCUGAAAUACAUACCUAUGUACUCUCGGUGUUUUAUAUGAAAUAUCAUCAACAAUUACAACUACAACAGCACAAGAUAACAACAACAACCAGAACAAGAACACCAUCAACUACAUCUACAACAAAAGUAACUUCAAGUGUAUAUGAUAGAAACAACAACAGCAACAUAAACCGAAUCAGACAAAAACAAAAACAAAUACCAACAAGAAACAACAACAACCCAUAGCAAUACUUUAAACAUUUUGUUAUGUUUCUAAACGUUGUGGACUUAAUUUGUUGUAAAUCGUUAUCUUAUAUAAUUUCCACUCAUCUCCACAAUUUCACACUUCCACAUACUCGUAUCUAUACACACACACACACACACAGACACACACACAUACACCAACACACACACACACAGACUGCUCAUAGUCGUCAUAUGCAUUUAAAUAACAAAUAAAUAUGGUGUUGUAAAUGUUUAAGUUAUGUACAGAUCGAAACAAAUAAACAAAAAAUGUACAAUAUGCAUAAAUACCAUAAAAAUAUUUAAUAUGCUAUAGUUUAUGAUAACAGCAUUAUCACAAGAAAUAUUUAUAUAUAUAUAACAAAUACCGAGGCCUUUAUGUCCCUUUUUAUGCUUUUAUUGGAACAGCUUUGACAUUCUUCAAUCUUCAAUCUUAAAUGCUUCAAAUCUGUAAAUGUGUUUCAAACUACAAAUCUACGCGUUUUUGGUUAAUUUUCAGAAUUAUUCAAAAUUUUCUUACGCAAUAGUAUCGGCAACAAAUGCUUACAUACGACGGCCUCUUCCGUCGAAAUCGUCGCUUGUUUUUCUAUCACUCUCUCUCUCUCUCGCUAUCUGUCUCACUCUGUCCAUCUGAUAAAGCAAUCCUUUAGUGCCCCUCGUUCCAUAUAAAGUUAGGAUCAAUGAAUUGCCUUAAUGUGGCUUAUUUGAAACAGUGAAAAUUUACUCCCUCUUGAAAACUCGUAGUGCAUAUUCAAUCUUUCAACUUCAAGCAAAUAGAACCAAGACAACUCUCAUAAAUAUAUUUUUAGAUAUAAUGCAGAUUAGUUUAUUGCCCUUGCAAUUCUAGUGUAACUAAACCAAGUCUUAUGCUCCUUCAACUUCUUAGCUCUUAAAACAAAAUACAUAAUUAACAAACCGCUUUCUAUAGCAAAUGUUUAUCUAGAUUCAACAAUAUCUCUACUGCGUUUUCUUCGAAUAUACGAUAUUGAAGGUCACUUUAAUUGUUUAAUAUGUAUAAGAAAUACACAUGAAGAUUAAAACGAAGAUCGAACAUAUUAUUCAAUCAUAACGAAGAUUUUAACUUAAUCAUAAAUGUUUAAAAUGUUAAAUGGUUCAGCCGACUUUUGUUUUUGACGUUAAUAUUACAGUUAUGAUAAUGUAUGUAUAUGUAUAUCAGAAAGUUUAUAGCGAACGGAAAUUUAAUAAAAUUAUAUAUAUAUAUAUA
This is a messenger RNA of Scaptodrosophila lebanonensis, 3432 nucleotides long. It is a transcript of the gene cpx, whose product is annotated as complexin. Gene Ontology annotation, biological process: regulation of neurotransmitter secretion; synaptic vesicle exocytosis; neurotransmitter transport. The transcript is spliced from 7 exons. The coding region runs from base 657 to 1085 and encodes 142 amino acids. NCBI's taxonomy places the organism in Eukaryota, Metazoa, Arthropoda, Insecta, Diptera, Drosophilidae. Gene Ontology annotation, molecular function: syntaxin binding. The record is from RefSeq and is a predicted model, not a curated record. Gene Ontology annotation, cellular component: SNARE complex; terminal bouton.